AAUAAGCCUAUAUAUUGCAACAGAUAAACUCGAAACCAAGAAAAAUUGCAGAGUUCCUGAAUCAGUAUAUUUGUAUAUUGCAAUUCACCAUGGUUAUAGGUUUUAUUAUUCGCGACAGAGACAAGGAAUGUAGUAACUAUGCACGCCUUAGAAAACCAGAAUAUGUGAGCAAGUCGCUGAUACAGAUGUGGGUUUUAAGCUACAAGACCAAUGAAGAGGGCGAAGAUUACUGCGAGCUUUCAACUCAAAAUGAACCAUUCUAUAUUGUUUCCGAUGAUGAUGAUGGAGGACUUGCAUCGUACAGGAUGCACUCGGUUGCUCAUACGAUUAUGCCGGAUGAAGUCAAUGAAGUAGAGGGUCAGAAGCAAGAAGGUGUUAUUAGCCGUGUAUUCAAGAACCAAAGGCCUGAAAUGAGUCCUGACAUUUCUUGUUACUCUUUACAAGAGUACCCGCAUAGAGAUUUUGCUUUAAGUUGUGGGAUUCGAUCUUCUCUGUGUGUACCGAUUUACCAAGAUAUCUUUUCUUAUGAGUCCCCUGGUGGAGUUCUUGAAUUUGUCUCUACUUCUACCGAUCAACUCAAAAGCUUCAGGAACUAUUGCAGAUACUACGAAGCUUUUGUUUUCCGAGGAACCAAAAUGAAUUUGAUGAUCGACCAAUUAUACUGUGACCCAAGAAGGCAUUAUUUAAGGCGCAAUGUGGAAAUGGAUCACUUGUUAACGGUGGUGUGUCAGAAAUACCCUCUACCUCUUGCUCAGUACUGGGAGGUUGGGGACGUUAAUGUCCGAGAUCUGGGCGUAGUGAAUCAAGAAGGCAACAUUGACUUCCCCAAUGUAACUCCCUGGCUUCAAUUCAAAAACGCUUGCAAGAAUAUAGGUUUGUAUAUAGAUGAAGGCCUUGUUGGCAAGUCAUAUCUAUCCCACAAAUCCUUCCUCUGCAGGGAUAUAAAAGAAUUGAGCAUUACUAAUUACCCUUUAGCACACUAUGCACCAAACUGCAGGCCAAUUCCUUGUUUUACUAUAUGCUUGUGCAGCUUUAAGCCCUGGUAUAGAGAAUAUGUACUAGAACUUUUUCUACCUUCUCAGGAGAUGGAUAGUUAUGACCCCCGAACCUUGCUGAACUCUCUAAUGGAAACAAUGAAGGAACAUCUUCCGGAUUAUAUGGUUGCUUCCGGAGAACAACUAGGACAAGUGCUAUCAGUUGAAGUCAUAAAAUCUUCUACACAUGAUAAGCCUGAGUAUUUGAAAAUAGGUGAACCCCAGAGCUCUCUUCCUCCUCAGGAAGGAUUAAAUAAUGAAGGGGAUGCAUCCCAUCAAUUCCCUUUCGUUUUGCCUUCGUUGUUUAAAGACGGUGCUGUGCAAGAUGGGAAUGUUAUGAACAUAGAAGAGAGUAACUCAACCAUAAAUUCUUACGAAGAAAUUGCCUCUGGGGAAACCUCAACAAGUAGACCCAAUAUUGUCCCAGAGACCAUUCACGCAGAUGAAAGUGUUCAAGAAUCACCUCUUGAAAAUAUUGCUUAUGCUCUCACUAAUGAAGAUGUGAACUAUGCUUUAAAUAAUAAAGAAGAUAUGAACCUCGAGAAUGUUAGUAAGCAUUUCGGAAGACCACUCAAUGAUGCAGCAAAGAGCUUUGGAGUUAGCCGAUCCACAUUCAAGCGCAUAUGUAGAGGGCUCGGUAUCAAGAGGUGGCAAUCCGGGAAGAGAAGAAUGAAGGGUAACUUUUCAUCUAGGCUCGGAAAAGGAAUAAAUCAGGAGCAACCAGGUAGAAGAAAUUUUGGUAGUACCAGCAUGGCAGCUGUGAAUGAAACAGUUGUUGCGCAUUCUAGCCAAGACUUGAAUAAGAUGACUGUAAAGGCAACUUAUAAGGAUGUUACAAUAAGGUUUAAACUACCUGAUUUAUCAGGAAUUGCAGAGUUGGAAAAUAAUGUGAUUGAGAGGCUGCAUUUGGGGAGAAAUAAUUUCACCAUCAAGUAUCAAGAUGAGGAGGGUGAUUUGGUUUUGAUUGCUUGUGACAAGGAUGUGCGAGAAUGUAUUGAAAUCUCGAGAUCUUUGAAGGAAACGACUAUCAAAUUGUUGCUUGAUCCGCCUCUUAAUCGCAAUGCACUUUGAAAGCCUAUGAGUACUACUCAGUACUCUCUACCCUUUUAUUUUUCCCUUUCCAACAAAAAUGUGCUUAAACUUGAGUUUCUGUGACAAUUUGCUUGCUGUCUUCGUGGGGCGGAAUGUAGAUCACGAUAAUACUCCCUCCGUCCCUUUUUACAUGUCCAUGCUUUUCUUCGAGAAGUUAAAUUAACUAAUUUUUGACCAAAUAUUACAAA
Molecule: messenger RNA, 2314 nt
Organism: Daucus carota subsp. sativus
Lineage: Eukaryota; Viridiplantae; Streptophyta; Magnoliopsida; Apiales; Apiaceae
Product: protein NLP7
Exons: 5
Coding region: 90-2105 (671 amino acids)
Molecular function (GO): protein binding; DNA-binding transcription factor activity
Source: RefSeq, a predicted model, not a curated record